This is a messenger RNA of Castor canadensis (American beaver), 3603 nucleotides long. NCBI's taxonomy places the organism in Eukaryota, Metazoa, Chordata, Mammalia, Rodentia, Castoridae. The record is from RefSeq and is a predicted model, not a curated record.
GGUGGGACUUCUCUGGGCCAUCGCUGCCCGGCGUCCCCGCCGCGAAUGGGAGUAACAGCAGCAGCUCGCCGGGGGCUGGCCCUCCUGCUCCCCGGCCCGGUCGCCCCGUCUGUAAACACUGGAACUCCGGGGGCCAGUACCGCCCAGUGCGAUGGCCCAGAGGGGCUGGUAGGGAGCCUGAGGCCUGAGCUGGGACCUUGAAGCAGGCCUUUGCGCGGCAGGGUGGCAGCCGGACCCCAGGUCUGCCUCACUCUACCUGGAGCCAUGAGUGAGGCCCGUAGGGAUAGUACCAGCAGUCUGCAGCGUAAGAAACCACCCUGGCUAAAGCUGGACAUCCCGGCUGUGGUGCCCCCGGCAACGGAGGAGCCCAGUUUCCUGCAGCCCCUGAGGCGCCAGGCUUUCCUGCGGAGUGUGAGUAUGCCAGCUGAGACAGUGCGUGUCCCUUCCCCGCACCAUGAGCCUCGGCGGCCUGUGCUGCAGCGCCAGACUUCCAUCACACAGACCAUCCGCAGUCGACAGGUGCGCUUUGGGCGUGUCCAUACUUUGCCCCUCCUGGGUCCCCAGGCUGCUCGCAGGGUCUCCCCACAGCAUCAGUCUCUUUCUUGGUCCCUGCUCAGGGGGACAGCUGACUGGUUUGGAGUGAGCAAGGACAGUGACAGCACCCAGAAGUGGCAGCGCAAAAGCAUCCGUCACUGCAGCCAACGGUAUGGGAAGCUGAAACCCCAGGUCAUCCGGGAGCUGGACCUGCCCAGCCAGGACAAUGUGUCACUGACCAGCACCGAGACACCGCCCCCACUGUAUGUGGGGCCAUGCCAACUGGGCAUGCAGAAGAUCAUAGACCCUCUGGCCCGAGGCCGGGCUUUCCGCAUGGCCGAUGACACUGCUGAUGGGCUGAGCGCCCCGCACACUCCCAUCACGCCAGGUGCUGCCUCCCUCUGCUCCUUCUCCAGCUCUCGCUCAGGUUUCAAUCGGCUCCCUCGGCGACGCAAGCGCGAGUCUGUGGCCAAGAUGAGCUUCCGGGCAGCUGCAGCACUAGUGAAGGGCCGCUCGGUUAGGGAUGGCACAUUGCGCCGGGCCCAGCGUCGGAGCUUCACUCCUGCCAGUUUCCUGGAGGAGGACACAGUGGACUUCCCUGAUGAGCUGGACACGUCCUUCUUUGCCCGGGAAGGUGUCCUCCAUGAAGAGCUGUCCACGUACCCAGAUGAAGUGUUUGAGUCCCCUUCAGAGGCAGCACUCAAGGACUGGGAGAAAGCCCCAGAGCAGGCAGACCUCACUGGCGGGGCCCUGGACCGCACUGAGCUUGAACGAAGUCACUUGAUGCUGCCCUUAGAGCGAGGCUGGCGGAAGCAGAAGGAGGGUGGCAAACUGGCCCCGCAGCCCAAGGUGCGGCUUCGACAGGAGGUGGUGAGCACCGCAGGGUCCAGGAGGGGCCAACGCAUUGCUGUGCCUGUGCGCAAGCUCUUCGCCAGAGAGAAGCGGCCGUAUGGCCUGGGCAUGGUGGGCCGGCUCACCAACCGCACCUACCGCAAGCGCAUCGACAGCUAUGUCAAGCGCCAGAUUGAGGACAUGGACGACCAUAGGCCCUUCUUCACCUACUGGCUCACCUUCGUGCACUCGCUGGUCACCAUUCUAGCCGUGUGCAUCUAUGGCAUCGCGCCCGUGGGCUUCUCGCAGCAUGAGACAGUGGACUCGGUGCUGCGGAACCGUGGCGUCUACGAGAACGUCAAGUAUGUGCAGCAAGAGAACUUCUGGAUCGGCCCCAGCUCGGUGAGGGCGGGGCUGGGGGCGGAGCUUGGGAUGCCUAAGCAGGCUGGGGGCCUGGGGCCGCAGCUGUGGUCUCCCUCACCGCAGGAGGCCCUCAUUCACCUGGGCGCCAAGUUCUCGCCCUGCAUGCGCCAGGACCCACAGGUGCACAGCUUCAUCCACGCCGCACGUGAGCGGGAGAAGCACUCAGCCUGCUGCGUGCGCAACGACCGCUCCGGCUGUGUGCAGACCUCGGAGGAGGAGUGCUCGUCCACGCUGGCAGUGUGGGUGAAGUGGCCCAUCCAUCCCAGCGCCCCGGACCUUGCUGGUCACAAGAGGCAGUUCGGCUCUGUCUGCCACCAGGACCCCAGGGUGUGUGAUGAGCCCUCCUCUGAGGACCCCCAUGAAUGGCCAGAAGACAUCACCAAGUGGCCGAUUUGCACCAAAAACAGUGCUGGGAACCACACCAACCAUCCUCACAUGGACUGUGUCAUAACAGGCCGGCCCUGCUGCAUUGGCACCAAGGGCAGGUGUGAGAUCACCUCUCGCGAGUACUGUGACUUCAUGAGGGGCUACUUCCAUGAGGAGGCCACACUGUGUUCUCAGGUGCACUGCAUGGACGAUGUAUGUGGCCUCCUGCCUUUCCUCAACCCUGAGGCGCCUGACCAGUUCUACCGUCUGUGGCUGUCCCUCUUCCUGCAUGCUGGGAUCCUGCACUGCCUGGUGUCUGUCUGCUUCCAGAUGACUGUUCUGCGGGACCUGGAGAAGCUGGCAGGCUGGCACCGCAUAGCCAUCAUCUACCUGCUAAGUGGUGUCACUGGCAACCUGGCUAGUGCCAUCUUCCUGCCAUACCGGGCAGAGGUGGGCCCGGCCGGCUCGCAGUUUGGCAUCCUGGCUUGCCUCUUCGUGGAGCUCUUCCAGAGCUGGCAGAUCCUGGCGCGACCCUGGCGUGCCUUCUUCAAGCUGCUGGCUGUGGUGCUCUUCCUCUUUGCCUUCGGGCUGCUGCCCUGGAUCGACAACUUCGCCCACAUCUCAGGCUUUAUCAGUGGCCUCUUCCUUUCCUUUGCCUUCCUGCCCUACAUCAGCUUCGGCAAGUUUGACCUGUACCGCAAGCGCUGCCAGAUCAUAAUCUUCCAGGCAGUCUUCCUGGGCCUGCUGGCUGGCCUGGUAGUCCUCUUUUACUUCUACCCUGUCCGCUGUGAGUGGUGCGAGUUCCUUACUUGCAUCCCCUUCACUGACAAGUUCUGUGAGAAGUACGAGCUAGACGCUCAGCUCCACUGAGCAGCGUGGGUGUAGCAGCCAUGCCCAUUCUUAGCCUCACAAGUCUGCAGGGCUCUUCCUCCUCUAUGCAUUUCCUCAACACAGACCUCUUGUGCCUUGUUCACUUCUGUUGAACUCCUUAUACUGCCGGGCAUUUAUUACACUAGUUCCCACGAUAACCUUCUAACUAGUCCCUUGACGACCACCUCAUGUGGCCAAUAAAUGGACCGGGAGCGUUUUAGCUGCCACUAACUUGACCAGAACUGUCUCUUCCUUCCUGGUUUCUGGCUGGGGGCUGUGGUGGGAGGUCCUGCAGGCCCCUGGUCUCCAGUGUGCAAUUCUCCAGAAAAGGAACUAAAUGUCAAACUCGGCCACAGGCUCUUUUAGCUCCCACUUCAGUCCCUCAGGCAGGUAUGCACAUCUUGCUUCCCUGCCUUAGAGGGACUGGUACCAUCGUAGGGACACAGAUUUAGGGAUGUAUUGUGACGUUUUCCUACACCCACACUGGAAGCACCCCACCCCUACAACUCCCAUCUCCAUCUGUGUCACAUACGUACUCCCACCGUAGACUCCGAGAUGCAGGCCCUGUUUCCCCACAGC